This is a messenger RNA of Archocentrus centrarchus (flier cichlid), 4290 nucleotides long. RefSeq names its product sia-alpha-2,3-Gal-beta-1,4-GlcNAc-R:alpha 2,8-sialyltransferase-like. Gene Ontology annotation, biological process: N-glycan processing; oligosaccharide metabolic process. Gene Ontology annotation, molecular function: alpha-N-acetylneuraminate alpha-2,8-sialyltransferase activity. The record is from RefSeq and is a predicted model, not a curated record. Lineage: Eukaryota; Metazoa; Chordata; Actinopteri; Cichliformes; Cichlidae. Bases 306 to 1427 code for a protein of 373 amino acids. The transcript has 4 exons.
GCGGUGUAGCUGACUGGGAUGUGUUGACACGCAUUUCUGCUCCUAUCUCCUUGAUUAAACCGGCAGCCUGGAUGGUAUCGAGCCGCAGCGGAGAGGAAGAGGAAUGAGAGCGGACCGAGCCGCGGCAUCUUCAUCAUGCAGCCGCAGAAGAUCACCAGCCGUCCAUUUUAUACGAUUAUAUGAGCCUAUGAGCGCCAGUUUAUCUGUGCUUUUCAGACGGGCGGCAGUACUGUGCAGUCCCGGGAAUAACAACAUAGGCCACCCCCUCGCUGCAGCUACAUACAAGGAAUGAAAACGCUCCCAAGAUGGUCCGCAUCGCCAAGGCCCUGGGUUUGGUUAUUCUGUGCGUCGCCGUGCUCAUUUUAUCACUCAUCAGCUAUGUCUCUCUGAGAAAAGACAGCCUCUUCGGCUCCUCAAAAUACUACAUGGGAGGCCCGAGGAUUAUGUUUCAUGCAGGCUUUCGGUCUCAGUUCGCCAUGAAUUUCCUGGACCCCUCCUUCAUCCCAUUAACUAACGCCCUAAACGAGGAGCUCCAAGGAAAACCGUCCAAAUGGAAGUUCAACAAGACGGCUUUUUAUGAGCUGAGGAAAGAUAUCUUAAACUACAUCGACAUUCCCAACAACUUUUCCCUCACAAAGAACAGCGUGCGUGUUGGCCAGCUGAUGCACUUCGACUACUCCAGCCACAAAUACGUUUUCUCCAUCAGCAACAACUUCAAGUCUCUGCUUCCUGACACCUCUCCCAUCCUCAAUAAGCACUACAGCAUGUGCGCUGUGGUGGGAAACAGCGGCAUCCUCACCGGCAGCCACUGUGGCCCAGAAAUCGACCAAGCUGAUUUUGUCUUCCGCUGCAACUUUGCCCCCACGGACAUUUACUCCAAGGACGUGGGCAAGAAGACCAACCUGACCACCUUUAACCCCAGCAUCCUGGAGAGGUACUACAAUAACCUGCUGACCAUUCAAGACAGAAAUAAUUUCUUCCUCAACCUAAAGAAACUGGAGGGAGCCAUUCUGUGGAUCCCUGCCUUCUUCCUCCAUACCUCAGCUACAGUAACCCGGACCCUGGUGGACUUCUUUGUGGAGCACAAGGGACAGCUGAAGAUCGAACUGGCCUGGCCAGGAAAUAUCAUGCAUGAUGUGAACAAAUACUGGAAGACUAAAAAUCUCUCUCCCAAACGUCUCAGCACUGGGAUCCUCAUGUACACGCUGGCCUCAGCCAUCUGCGACGAGAUCCACCUCUAUGGCUUCUGGCCCUUUGGCUGGGACCCCAACACGGGCAAGGAUCUGCCAUACCACUACUAUGACAAGAAAGGGACCAAAUUCACCACUAAGUGGCAGGAGACCCACCAGCUGCCCAGCGAGUUCAAGCUGCUCUACAAGCUGCACAGGGAAGGCGUGAUCAAACUCAGCCUGACGCACUGCACUUAGACAUUCGAUGAGUCCUGGAUGGUUUAAGAUGCGGCUCCAGAGACCAUUACAGACACACAUAAGCUCAGCUCAUCCUUAUGUUGUGGCACACAUGAUAAGCAUGAUAAGUGUUUAGGCAACUCAUGGUCACCCUGCAAACAUGCACUCGCGUCACGUUGUAAUUUUACAUGAAGAUGUCAGGCUCACUCGAGUUGUAGAUCCCAGCAUCGUUAUUCGUUCAACAAGUUGUUGUGUUUGGUAUCACAGUUAGGGGGUUUUCAUGCUGCUCAGUUGCUUCCAUUAGUCUCCUUUGCAUGGCUGCUGGCUAAACGGCUUGAACCGAACAGAUGUCUAUUUUAACUGGAGUCCACGGGGGGGGAUUCAGCUGUGGGAACACAGUAAAUUUCCAGUUCUGCUCGAAACAGAUUGAUUAAUCACCUUUAUAACAGUACACCGAUUCUGUACACUGAAAUCACUGCCUAAUCUCAGGGAAAGAGUUAGAUCAGUGUUUUUUUGUAAUCAGAUUCAAUGUCUCAAGAGAGGUGCAGUUCCUGUUUUCAGGCCUUUUCCCCUAUGAGGUGUCAGACAAUCUGCACUGCUCUGGAAGAUGGUAUUUGUUUACAAGAUUGUGCUCUAUAUAAAUAUAUGUGUGUCUUUUAUUCUCUGUAGACAGCCUGACUGUCCACUUCAAAAUUUUUGGAAUAAUAAUCAACAUUCCAACAAUAAGCCAUAAAUUCAUGGACAGAAGAUAGUUUGUGAUCAUUAGAUAAGAACUGCAGAAAGUGUUACCGGCCUGCGUGACUGUAUGAGACAUUUCCAGUAUCUACCAACAAGACUUCAAAUGUCAUUUUCCAUCAAUAUAAAUAAAAAUAGAUAUAAUGGUAAACUUACUUAAGUUAGGUUCAUGUUGUACAAAUUUAGCAAAGGCAUUUAUGAUAUGAGAUCAUUGUGUUUUGUCGUCAUCGUGGGCUAUUUUUAAAAGAACUGAUGUUUACAACUCAAAGGUUAUCACAAUACAUGAAAGACUGGAGUAACAGUGCACCAGCUUUUUGUAAAUCCACGAUUACCGAGUUUGAAUAUCGUACCUGAGCCGGGUUAAAACCUAACUUUCUAAAUUGGGACCUCAGGAAGUCACAGAUCAGGCCCAAGUAAUGAACCCCCCGCUCCUCCCCCCCGCAAAAAAAACCCUCAAACACUCUGUAAAACUGCAGUUUUAUUUACACAUAUUAACCCAAGGACAUGUAAUAUGUUAUUUUUUAAGUUUUAUAAGACCUGGUAGCUGAAAAUUUCCCCGUUAUCAAUCAUAUGCAAAGCUAACCCAUUAGCUGAAGGUACUGAGUUACCCAGUUGAAGGCUCCAGUGUUGCUAGAUCAGGUGGGUUUCUGCCCAGUUGGGCAGUUUUAAGUUUUUUAAUCGUUAAAAUCAUGUUGGCCAGGUGAACCAAAUUUGGGCUGUUUCGCGAUCCAUUUGGCAGUUUUUCAAACAUAUAAAUUUUAAAGGAUAAUUUAUAAUCAAACACAAUCGGACACACGUGCUGAACAGUCCAUCAUGACGCGCACUACUCAAACUUUAUGUCUUUUGUCAGAUAGCAGUGAGAAGAUGAUGCCAUAGUGGGUUAAAUUCAUAUAUCUAAACUACAGAACGGGGCGGGAGAGUGAGGUGAACCUGAAGCCGUGGAUAACAGCGUCUGAAGCAAAUGAUAGCAAAGCUCACUGCAGGAUUUGAAGAACCGUGCUGAAAUUGCCUGCCUGUGGUUGGUUUUCACAGUGACUAAAGCUUACACAAAAAAUGGUCAGUCAUGCUCUGUUUAAAUAUAUAUAUAUUUAAAUAACAGUCUUAAAUAUAUAAAAGUAUAAAUAUAUACUGUAUAAGUGGGUAUCAUGUGUGCAUGCCUAGAUGCACUGAAUCUGCUCUGGGUAUGUGCAAAAUGGAGCUUUAGGUUGCUUUGAAGUGAUGGUGGUAAAUGUUUGUGGUCCAGAAGCAGAGAGUAAGUCACAAGUGAGCGUUUGCAAACUGACAGUAAACAGCAGAAGAGGCAUCUUCCUCUCUCUCUCUCGCUUUGCUUCUGUUUGUUGAUAUAAGGAUUUUUGUUGGGAGCGAUUGUGCACCAGUGUGCGUCGUUCUUGAAUAUGAUGCAGCAUGGUGGCGAUUAAAACUUAGUUAAAAAUAAGUAAUAAUAUUAUUUUGGGCGGUUUUGCAUGCAUAUUAGCAGUUUUCAAAUAGGUUUGGGGCUGAAAAACGGGGCAUCCACACAGCAACAAAAAGCCAGAAUAUCAGUGACAUCCAGCAACUUCAAGCACUCGCAGGGUCCUGAGUUAAACUUUUCUCUGCUGAAGGGGCUACCGGCUGGUGCAAACACUGCUGAUAUAUGAGGAUGUGGUAAAUACUUCAGACCAAAGCCUGGACCGUCAGCUAGCAACCAAUUGGCAGCUAUAAACCACUGCACACUGAGAAAGGUGUAUAUCUACCUUUACUUAAUCAGGAAGUGAAACUCAUGCCUAGUGUCCUAGGCCGACAUAGGGAGCAUCAACCUAACAAACAGGCGUGAAUAUGUGAUCUGUUUCCAAACAUAAAACCCAAUAUCAGUAUUAGUAAAGACUUUAUUAGUGAGCAGCUUUUUAAUCUGAAAGGUUUUGCAGUUAACAAACCAUUCGAUUAGUUUAGUGUGAGUAGUGAUUAUUUUCUGUCUGAAUGGAAACAUUAGGAAUCCAAUGUUAGCUAAGAGUUACAUAAGGGAAUUUAGUAGGUGUAGAUACUUAUUAUUUACUAACAACAUAAUUAUGUAACAUCUAGUUUUUGUGGUGAAAACAGAAUGAAUAGGUAUGCUUAAAUUCUCACUUAGUAAACAGAGGCUUAAAAACAAAAACAAACAAAAAAACAGACC